Rhineura floridana is the source of this 651-nucleotide messenger RNA. RefSeq names its product phosphohistidine phosphatase 1 (gene PHPT1). Gene Ontology annotation, biological process: peptidyl-histidine dephosphorylation. Gene Ontology annotation, cellular component: cytosol. The transcript is spliced from 3 exons. Gene Ontology annotation, molecular function: protein histidine phosphatase activity. The record is from RefSeq and is a predicted model, not a curated record. The coding region runs from base 70 to 432 and encodes 120 amino acids. Lineage: Eukaryota; Metazoa; Chordata; Lepidosauria; Squamata; Rhineuridae.
AUUGGCUAGUCGGGUCAGGCUUAUCAGGCCCACCCUUUUACUGUCUCUCUACUCGAGUAGGCGGCGGCGAUGGCGGAGGGAGGCCUGAGCCGGGUCCCUGACGUGGACAUCGGCCCGAACGGCGUCUUCAAGUACGUCCUGGUCCGCGUCACGCCGAAGGGGGCGGGGCCUGGCAAGGACGUCGUGCGCGGCUACGCCUGGGCCGAGUAUCACGCCGAUAUUUAUGACAAAACUGCCGAGGAGUUGGAGAAGUUGGGCUUCCGCUGCGAAUGCCUGGGCGGCGGUAGGAUCUCCCACCAAAGCAGCGCAAAGAAGAUCCAUGUUUACGGCUACUCCGUGGGGUUUGGUCGAGCAAAACAUUCCAUUUCCACAGAGAAGCUGAAAGCCAGAUACCCAGACUAUGAGGUCACCUGGGCAGAUGAGGGAUAUUAGCACCAGUAGACUCUGCCCCAGAGAGACCUCUAGGAGCGUAACCAUUGCUUUGGCCCAGUUGCCUUGGCCCACCUAAUUGGUGCUGCAUGGACUGAGACUGCCAAGGGGAAAUUUGCACAAGAAUGUGUUGGUCUUGGGAUCCGUGCUCUGUGUGAGCCUCCACCAGUGUGUGCCAAGCCUUUGCAUGAAUAGAAAUAAAUAAGCUUAUCGCUGGCCUGA